Octopus sinensis (East Asian common octopus) is the source of this 413-nucleotide messenger RNA. Its product is annotated as PR domain zinc finger protein 14-like. The transcript is spliced from 3 exons. Gene Ontology annotation, cellular component: nucleus. The record is from RefSeq and is a predicted model, not a curated record. Lineage: Eukaryota; Metazoa; Mollusca; Cephalopoda; Octopoda; Octopodidae. Gene Ontology annotation, biological process: regulation of transcription by RNA polymerase II. Gene Ontology annotation, molecular function: RNA polymerase II transcription regulatory region sequence-specific DNA binding. Bases 1 to 285 code for a protein of 94 amino acids.
AUGACGUUAUCGGUUCACAGUGGCGAGAGACCAUACAAAUGUGUUUAUUGCAAUAAGGCUUUCACAGCAUCCAGCAUCCUGCGUACUCAUAUACGUCAACAUUCUGGUGAAAAACCUUUUAAGUGUAAACACUGCGGGAAAGCUUUCGCGUCACAUGCAGCACACGACAGUCACGUGCGAAGGACUCAUGCCAAGGAGAAAAUGUGCAUGUGCACUACAUGUGGAAAGACGUUUUCUCAACCAUACGAACUAAAAUUCCACAUGAAUGUCCAUACUCAAGACUGAAGUUGAACAGGUAACAGCAGCACUAGUAGAAAACAGUAACAACAGCAGUAAUAGGAAUAGUAACAGCAACAGUAACAACAACAGCAGCACUCAUUGGACAAACGUUAAACAACUACAGCAGCAAUACA